This is a messenger RNA of Perca fluviatilis (European perch), 3336 nucleotides long. RefSeq names its product STKc_SGK domain-containing protein. The coding region runs from base 229 to 1476 and encodes 415 amino acids. Gene Ontology annotation, molecular function: phosphatidylinositol binding; ATP binding; protein serine/threonine kinase activity. The transcript has 13 exons. NCBI's taxonomy places the organism in Eukaryota, Metazoa, Chordata, Actinopteri, Perciformes, Percidae. The record is from RefSeq and is a predicted model, not a curated record. Gene Ontology annotation, biological process: protein phosphorylation.
GCAGCAGGAAAGUUAUUCGCAUUUUGUGAAUCGAAAAGACUUUUUCCGACCAGAGCUGCAGUGAGAGAGACAUAAAACAAAAAAGGACGGAGAAGGAGAGGGAGGCACAUUCACAGGAGGACCAUCUCUCAAACGCAUUCAAUCACCUGGACGCUCUGCAGCAGACAGACGUUCAUUCAUCAGAGACUCUGUGCCCGAUAGCAAAUAUAGUCAAACACUAAAGAGGACAUGAAGAGCGGCAAGAAAUCCUUCAUAGCUUUCAUCAAGGAGAGAAAAAUGGGGUUGAAUGACUUCAUCCAGAAGCUGGUGUCUACCCCACAUAUCUGCCAACAUGUUGAAGUAAACAACUUCCUGAAGAAUGAGGAGAAUCAAAACGAGGAUGUUGAUGAACUGAAUGAUGAACUUCCAGAACAUCCGCUGUACCUAAAUUCACGAAGUUCACUGGCUGAGGAAACUCAGAUCAAGCCAUGUGAUUUCGACUACCUCAGAAUCAUCGGCAAAGGCAGCUUUGGAAAGGUUCUGCUGGCUCGACACAAGGAGUCCGCCAAAUAUUACGCUGUCAAGGUGCUACAGAAGAAAAUCAUCAUGAAGAAGAAAGAGCAAAAGCAUAUCAUGGCUGAGCGCAGUGUGCUGAUGAAGAACAUCAAGCAUCCCUUCCUGGUGGGGCUGCACUACUCCUUCCAGACUACUGACAAGCUGUACUUUGUACUCGACUAUGUCAACGGUGGAGAGCUGUUUUACCAUCUCCAGAGAGAGAGGGUCUUCCUGGAGCCCAGAGCCAGGUUCUAUGCUGCUGAAAUUGCAAGUGCACUUGGCUACCUCCACUCCCUGCACAUUGUGUACAGGGACCUGAAGCCUGAAAACAUCCUGUUAGACUCACAGGGUCACAUUGUCCUCACAGACUUUGGCCUCUGCAAAGAAGGCCUUGAGGCCAACGGAACAACAACAACCUUCUGCGGGACACCAGAGUACUUGGCCCCCGAGGUUCUCCAGAAGCAGGCGUACGACCGCACAGUUGACUGGUGGUGUCUGGGAUCGGUGCUCUACGAGAUGCUCUAUGGACUUCCCCCGUUCUACAGUCGCAACACAGCUGAGAUGUACAACAACAUCCUGCACAAUGCUCCUGUGCUCAAGCCCAACGUGUCAAACUCAGGCAGGGAACUGCUUGAGGGGCUCCUGCAGAAGGACCGCACCAAGAGGCUGGGAGUGAAGGACGACUUUCUUGAACUCAAGUUCCAUUCCUUCUUCUCUCCAAUCAACUGGGAGGACCUGAUGGCCAAGAAGAUCACACCUCCAUUCGCCCCCUCAGUGAGCGGUCCCACAGACCUCCGACACUUUGACCCCGAGUUCACCCACCUGCCGGUGUCCUCCUCUCUGUGCAACGACACCCUGGCUGUGACCAGCAGCAUCAAGGAAGCAGCUGGGGCUUUUCCAGGCUUCUCUUAUGGCCCUCCAGCAGACCACUCCUUCAUGUGAACGCCAACAUCUCUGCCCUUCUGUCCCGGGAACUAACAAAGAGACACAAAAUACAAGCUCUGGAUUGAGAGUCUUAUCUUGUCAGAGGGACCACACCGGAGCAGCCUGUUUUGGGGGGGGGGGGGACGUUACAGAGCCCGAUAAGAGGAUCUAACUGACAAAGUGGACAUGAAUGCGAGGAUGGGCAGAUCUUGAGGGAUCUUGUGCAUUAAAAGUCUACAGAUGGGAGCUCUCAUGUUACAACACCACUGGCCCUACUCUUCUGCCGCAACCACCCAAAACUAUAAAACGUGUGCCAAGUAUGGAUGCACUCUGGGGUCAUGAAACAUCACUGUCACCGCUACUGGUGAAGUGACAUGAAGAGAAGUGCCUGAGGUUCGAAAAGGGCAGUUUGGACGGCAGCAGCGUUGGCAAGAGCCAGCUUUAUCAAAAACCAGAAAAGCAUCCCACUUGUGUGGACCUUUGGCCACGGCGCUAGCCGUUAAGGUUGAUGCCUUCAUUAAAUGUCUACAUUUGUUAAAACUGCUUUUUGUUUCAAAGUUCACCAUGCAUUGUUAUUUUCAUGUGAAUGCUCAAUUGCACUUGCGGAAACAAGGGUCAAGAAAAGUAAAACAUUCUGCUUUAAGCAUCAGCAACUUUGGAUUUGACAGAUUAAUAGCUAUAAUAAUAAUUUUUAUUUCAUAUCUCUUCUUUGAAAGAAGAAAGAAUGGCAUUUCAAUGUUUUACACUAAUAGUGAUACUUGGACCAAACAGUUAACUAUGGUAUGCUUUAACACAAUCUUUUUUUGACCGGCUUGCCCUCAAAAACUGAAGAUCAAAGUUUUACUUUACUGUGUAGAAGAAAAAACUUAUAUGUAUUUUAUUGCAAAACCAAAAGGUUUUCUAUGUUUUAGCUACAAACAUUCACUCUUUACUUUAAGAAAAGUUCGGCAUAUCAUAUAAAUUAGUUAUAAUAAAUUAGUUAUAUUUCCUGUAUGGCAAUAUAUUCUAUUUUUGGUUUUCCAACUCCUUUUCAUUUACAACCAGUGACUGUGUUAAUCUAUAUCUACUGUUUAUGAAAGUCUUCUCCGUUUGAUCAGGAGAGUGCGAUACAGAGUUCAACCAGCAAUAACAGACCCACAUCAAUGAUAGCACACACUGUAUAUCAAACUUCUUUUAAGUUGAAGUGAUUGCUGUUUUAUUGCAAACACUCCAGACGAACUAUAGAAUCUGUGGGUACACAUGUUUUUGUAUUUAUGCAUCAUGUAGAGAAGAACUGUGAAUGUCUUGUGCCUGUCCAAGGCGGCCUGAUCCAUAUUUACUGUAUGUACAUCUCUCUUUUCCCUAAACCUCUGGGUCCAUUUUCUAGAAAAUAUUCUGUUUAAAAAAAAAAAAUAAAAAUAAAACUGCUUCAUUAACUUGAAAGAACCACUAGGUGGAGCAGACGCUGGCUUUCCACUAACCGUGUGUAGUCACUGGCAUACUGCAUAAUAUGGUUCUGGAAAGUGCAAUAAAAUCUUAUGUCCAAAAGAAUAAUUAUGAUUUUAUCUCUGUAGCAGAAGUGUACGUUGUAAUUUAUGAUCUGAUAUUCAUUAAGUUAUUAAGAGAGGAUCUUCACUCAGAUAUUGUUCAUUGAGUCUCCACAUUUUAGCCGUUUGAGAGAGUGUAUUUUCAAGCCUGCUGAAAAAAUAAAACUAAGGCACACAGUUCUAGAUCACUUCUUCCAUAUUUGGAAGCAUUACUUUUCGGUUUUGUAUUUUUUAUGUAUAUUUAUUUACAUGGCACUGCUACUGUAUAAAAGAUAAUUUACAUGAUCAACUGAAAUAUUGAAUUGUGUAAUCUGUGUCAGAAAUGGCAAAUAAAUUCUCCAAAUUCAUUACA